Messenger RNA from Symbiodinium necroappetens, 945 nucleotides. The record is from the annotation of a GenBank genome assembly. NCBI's taxonomy places the organism in Eukaryota, Dinophyceae, Suessiales, Symbiodiniaceae.
AUGGCCAAGGAGGAGCCGGAUGAGCAGGCUGAGUCCAUCCGAACGGCCAAGAUGCCGCGCAUCAGCCACGACAACCAGGAGAUCUCACGUCCAUCCUUCCAGUCGCGACUGACGGAGUGGAGCGAUCAAUGCCUUAGAUUUCAAGCCUCUGGUGAGAAGUGGGUGCCGACGAAGCCAUGCUGUCCGGCAAGCCCCUUUUUAGGUUUGGAAGCUUGUCUCUUGCAAGGAUGCAAGCAGCAGGCAGCAACAGCAUGUGUGCAACUCCUAAGCAUAGAGGAGCUGUGUGAGUUGCAUCAGUUUUUCUGCAAGAACCCACGGCAUGCACUGUUUGAAAGACAGCCCGAGUUCUCUUCGGGAUCUAAACCAGGGCCCGAUGUGAUCUGCAUGAAAGUGCGGCCCUGGAUGCCGGACCUUCCAACUGAACUUUGGGUUGGCAAUGGGUAUCUACUCACGGAGGACGGGAUGCUUCAGCUCUCGCCCACCGGAGCUGCCUCCGCCAUUCGGUGCCGUGAGGUACCCGAGUCUGCGGGCCCCGUCACUGGGUGUGACGAGAAGCCUUCAGAGGCGGUGGUCCAGCGCCCCACCAAGAAAAGAGCCCAUGGUGGCAAGGCCAAGAAGCUCCGGCAGAAACCUGUUGGAGCCAAAGCGUCCGGCUCCGCCGUGUCGGGCGUCUCUUAUGACAAGCAGUCUCGGAAGUGGCGUGUUCGUAAGUGGGACCCCACCAGCAAGAAACUGGUAUUCGGGGGCAGCUUCGCACUGAAGAAGGAGGCCGAGGCCAAGGCCCGGGAGCUGGGCAGCCAGAUCAGGCGAAGGCCCAGACUUUCCGGCUCCACUGUGACGGGCGUCUCCUAUAACAAACGAGAUCAGAGGUGGUACGUUCAAUGCUGGGACCCCACCAGCAAGAAACGGGUAUUUGGGGGCUACUUCGCGGUGAUGGAGGAGGCC